Molecule: messenger RNA, 1981 nt
Organism: Ylistrum balloti
Lineage: Eukaryota; Metazoa; Mollusca; Bivalvia; Pectinida; Pectinidae
Product: elongin-B-like
Exons: 4
Coding region: 29-391 (120 amino acids)
Biological process (GO): transcription elongation by RNA polymerase II
Cellular component (GO): VCB complex; elongin complex
Molecular function (GO): protein binding
Source: RefSeq, a predicted model, not a curated record
CUGUUUGACUCCAUACAAGGAAUCCAUAAUGGAUGUGUUUUUAAUGAUAAGGCGGAGAAAGUGCACCAUCUUCACAGAUGCGAAGGAGUCUACCACAGUUCAUGAGGUAAAGAAGAUAAUAGAGGGUAUAUUAAAAACCAGACCAGAUGACCAGAAGCUAUACAAAGAUGACCAGCCCUUAGAUGACAAUAAAACACUUGGUGAUUAUGGAUUCACAUUUGCCACAGCAAGAGCACAGGCACCAGCAACAAUUGGUUUGGCUUUCAGACAGGAAGAUGGAGAAUUUGAAGCUUUGGAGGUGACACCUUUGUCCAGUCCGCCAGAACUCCCAGACGUCAUGAAGCCACAAGAUUCCACUUCAGCACAUGCACAAGAACAAACAGCAUCAUAAUCACCUGUCUUAAGCUGUAGAAAUAUGUUUAUAAAAAAUUCUUGCUGAUUAGCCACUUAACUCACUUGUAACAAAUGAAGAGAAGAAAAUUACAAAAAAAAACCUUGUCAAAACACCCUAAUUAGUACUGGAGGAUGGAAAUGGUUCCGGACAUAUCUUAUCAAUGAUGCCUGCUCAUCUUAGAAUGAAAGAAAGAAUAUUGUUUCUCAUGUAGAUUUGUUUUUCUUUAUUUAUUAACUUCUAGUUUUAACAUUGCUACAAAAUACAGCAUACCCUUUUGUCUGCGAUAUAACACCAAUUUCCAUUCAGUUACCAUGGCAAAGUUAGUUUAUAAUGUGUGUUUGUGUGUGUGUGGUGGCCUGCUAAAGACCACUUGCAACAGAUGAAUGAGACUUAGUAAAUUUUAAACUAUCCUUUCAGAGAGAAAAUCAAGUACAUUGGUCAAGUGUUACAUUUUCUUUGUUGAUGCCAACUUCAUUAUCUCUCAAGAAAUCUGUUCAAUUUAGAAAUACAUUAACUUAAGAAAUUAAAAACAAGGUAUUGUACAUAAAGCAAUAUUCAAAUAUACAGUAGUAUUUUAAUAAGAUAAAAACAAACUCGUAGUAGCUUAGGACCUAGUUGCUACCUCUGAUAAUGAUUAGAGAAAAUUACUAAUUACUGGGCAUUAUACCAGGUAUAAAAAUGGACUGAAGCUUAUCAAUGGCAAGAGAUGGAACCUGCGUUCUUCAAGAAGGGGGCUAAACAAAUCUGAUAAGAUUAUCUAUAUAUAAAUGUUAUGUGUAUAUGUACAGUUUUUGUUUUUAAUGAUUUACAAAAUGUUGUGGACUUGUGAUAUAUUGAAUAAUCUCUGUAUUCACUUGAAAAAAACUAGCAUGGUCAGAUUCAUUGAAAUUCACACAACUGGAGUAAUCCCUUAUGUUCAUAUGCUUAAGCAAUACAUAUACAUUAUUUCAGAUUUAAAAUUUUGAGAACAAAAUUUUAAUAUCUGUAACUCCACCUCAAUCAGAAAUGUGGAACACCACCCUACUUGAACAUUGUUUCAUAAAUUGCAAAUAGAAUUGAGAAGAAAUUCUUAAAACAAAGGCCGAUAUUAAAUAAACACUAUAUACAAAUAUAAUACAGAAUGAUUUAAUUGCCUGAUGUGGAUAAGGGUAUUAAGACAUAUAAUGCUGUUGAAUGUGUGUCGCAAUAUACAUUUCUGUCUUUGAAAAUAAAUUUUACUGAACUUGAACAAAUAUCAAAGGUGAAAAAUAAUAGGCAUUUUGAUUUUAAAUGUCUGCAAUUUUGAGAAAAAAAGUUAAGUUAUCACACUGUAAUUUCCAAUAUGGAUGCAUUUAAGUAAAUCUGUCUUGACAUAUCUUUCAUAGUGAUAUUGAACGAAUUGUACAGAUGUUCUUUUUAUAAAUAUAUUCAACAUUAAAUCUCAUGUCAGCUGGAAAUGUUAGUUUUGCUUGUUUGAGAAAGGACUUUUUCUCCAAUUUCUACCAUAUUGAAAUAUUUUGCAUAUUACUGUUACCUAUUCAAACAGUAGGAAUAAGUGUUGCACUUGUAGCAGUGUCAAAAUCAUCUCCAAUAAAUAUUUAUGUCCUA